UUGCUCAUAUUAUAAAACGUCACCAUUUCUGGUGUAGAACUCUUCAACUAAAGAGAUCUGAUUAUACCACGUUUCCGGUUUCAAGAAAUUGCUGUUUUCAAGAAUUUACCAGUGCAGUAUGGCACUCAGCAGUUCGCUGUGGAUGGGUGACCUGGAUACAUACAUGGAUGAAUUGUUUAUCAGUGGGGCAUUUCAACAGCUGGGAGAAAAUGUGCUGCAUGUGAAACUCAUCAAACACAAGAACACAAGUGCCUUGGCUGGAUAUUGCUUUGUUGAGUUUGGUGAUGCAGAGGCAGCCAACAGGGCCAUGUUGAAACUCAAUGGGAAGAUCAUCCCUGGGAGCAACCCUCCAAGACGGUUCAAGCUAAACCCAGCUAGUUAUGGAAAAGAACACAUGUUAUUACCCGAGUUUUCCUUGUUUGUUGGUGAUUUGUCAAGUGAUGUGGAUGACUAUCAGCUGUACAAUGCCUUCGCCAGGAGGUACAGAUCUGUCAGAGCUGCCAAAGUUGUUCUCGAUUCAACUGGUGCUACAAAGGGCUAUGGGUUUGUCCGCUUCUCUGAGGAAACUGACCAGCAGAGGGCUCUCAUCGAGAUGCAGCACAUGACCGGCAUAGGGCGUAAACCAAUCAGAGUCAGUCUAGCAUCGCCAAAAAGGCUGUCCGAUGGAGGUGGGUCCUACUCCUCAUCCUCCGGCUACUACCCUCAUUACAACAGCUACUACCCCAGCCCCUACUCCUGGGGCUCCUACAUGUACAACUACAACCACAUGCACCCCAGCAGCUCCUCACACCACCCAGAUGCCCAUGACUAUUAUGGGCAGUCCUAUGAUGAAGACAUGGAGGCUUUAGAAGAUCCAUGUGUAGAAGUGAACAUCAACAAAGAGAACAGAGAAUUUAUGGAAUCAAGCGAGGCAUUUUUCGAAGCUCUGGAGAGAUCUCGCUGGUUCCCUCUUGACUCGGUGGGGUCCCAGAUUCCCACACAAUGAUGUGGUUCUGUUACUGAUGAAUGAUGAAAGAAAGUUGAUGGUGUGUGUGGAUAUAAGUGAUCAUGUCAGCUGGACCAGUCCUCGAUAAUCCUGUGUAUUAAGUCUUCAUUCUAUUGUGAUAAAUACCAUGGACGGAUUUGCCAUCACAGCUUUGUUUUGAGGCCGGUUUCUUUGACAAUGCUAAUGAUAGACAUACAAUCAAAUUACAAUGUUCUUUCAAGCAGCAAUGGGGGGCACGGGGGGCCCAGUCGUCUAAGGUGCCGCGAUUUGCUGUGCAGAGUUGCAUGCCAGAAACCUAUGAUUGUGGGUUUGAAUCCCUGUUCGCCCUGAUUAUGUUUCUAGGUUUGU
Messenger RNA from Haliotis rufescens (red abalone), 1333 nucleotides. RefSeq names its product tRNA selenocysteine 1-associated protein 1-like. The record is from RefSeq and is a predicted model, not a curated record. Gene Ontology annotation, molecular function: RNA binding. The transcript is spliced from 10 exons. The coding region runs from base 119 to 985 and encodes 288 amino acids. Lineage: Eukaryota; Metazoa; Mollusca; Gastropoda; Lepetellida; Haliotidae.